AUGCGCAACUCGACUACAUCAAAAAGCAAUUUAAAUGUCUUUAUUCGGGUAAGUGAAUCUCAAAUUUCUACGAAACGCAAAAGCACAAUCACAGUGAGCGUAGUGCUUGGUAUUGUAGGUGCACUCACCCUUGCUCUGGGUAUCUCUUCAAUUUUAAUUUGGCGAAGGCAUCAGCUGCGGUCGAUGGACUGGCGUGCAGAUUUCCCAUAUUCCUUUCUCACAAUUUUUAGUUACAAGGAAUUGAAAACUGCAUCGAGGAAUUUGAGGUCUAAGUUAGGGAGGGGAGGAUUCGGCUCCGUGUUUAAAGGAUCUCUACCAGAUGGUACGCUUGUGACCGUAAAGAAAAUGGAGGGUUCGAGACAAAAUGAGAAGCAAUUCAGAGCGGAAAUCAGUUCUCUUGGAAACAUUCAACAUGUGAAUUUAGUCAGGCUACGAGGGUUUUGUGCAGAAGGAUCGAGACGGCUUUUGGUUUAUGAUUAG
Messenger RNA from Cryptomeria japonica (Japanese cedar), 480 nucleotides. RefSeq names its product G-type lectin S-receptor-like serine/threonine-protein kinase At2g19130. Gene Ontology annotation, biological process: protein phosphorylation. Bases 1 to 480 code for a protein of 159 amino acids. NCBI's taxonomy places the organism in Eukaryota, Viridiplantae, Streptophyta, Pinopsida, Cupressales, Cupressaceae. The record is from RefSeq and is a predicted model, not a curated record. Gene Ontology annotation, molecular function: ATP binding; protein kinase activity. The transcript has a single exon.